CAAAAUAUUCCCACACUCAGUUUCUCUCACUUAAAAUGAGAGAGAGAGAGGGAGAGAUGAAAUGGGAAGCAAGCAAGACGAUAAAAUAUGCGACGAAUUGAAAAAGACUUUUUCCUAUUUUCUGAUAUAAUUAUCCACUCACAACAGGCAUAUUAGCCUCACCUCUGUCAAAACUCGGCGUUGUUCAACAGAAUCUUCUUGCCCUACUUUCUCUCUCUAAACUCCUUCCGUUCACAUUUAUAUAAAGCAUCGCGCACCCACAUUAAGAUCUGGGAACAAAAUGGGAUCGCAGGGACUCACCUUAGAUUGCAGUCCUCCGUCUCCGAAAUCCACGGGCGACUUUCUCGCACAAGUUUCCAGGAUGGAUAGCGUAACCCAGAAGAUUUCCAAGCUCGAUGAUUACGUCAAUCGGCUGCAAGAUGAGAUGAAGAAGAUCGAUGCUUUCAAGCGCGAGCUACCUCUCUGCAUGAUCCUCCUAAAUGAUGCGAUUGCGAGAAUGAAGGAGGAGAUAAUGCGAUGCCAGAGCUCAAAUUGCGAACCGAUUUUGGAAGAGUUCAUACCAUUGAAGAAAAGUAGCUCCGACAAGGAUGAGAAAACCGGUGACGUUAAGGAAACAGACAUUGUAAAUAGGAGAGAGAAAAUGAAUUGGAUGAGCUCUGUGCAGUUAUGGAACACCGAUAGCAAUAAAAAGAGAAAGGAAGAAGCAGUUGAUCAGGCGGCGAUGGGCGAGCUGUUUCGGACCGGUAAAAGCAGCAGGGCUGCGGGAAAGGCGCUCUCCCCUUUUAAGGGAUGCAGUAAUUUUCUGGCGAUGACGGUCGGAAAAGAGGGCAGAGACGAAUUUCCGGGAGCGCCGUCGCUUUCGCUUCGCACCCCUGAGAUUAAGAAUUCGACGGAGGAGAUUUUUCGCAAUAAUUUUAGCUCGAAAUCUAGUUCUAGUAGGUCGGGAUCAUCGUGCGGAACUAACAGUCAAUCGAGUUUUAAGGCGGACUCGCAGCAAACCGGCAGGAAGCAGCGGCGGUGCUGGUCGCCGGAGCUCCAUCGCCGCUUUGUUAGCGCCCUGCAGCAGCUCGGAGGCGCUCAAGCUGCAACUCCAAAACAGAUCAGAGAGCUUAUGCAAGUCGACGGCCUCACCAACGACGAAGUGAAGAGUCAUUUGCAGAAAUACCGGCUCCACACGCGGAGAGUUCCUCCGACGGCAAACACGGAAGGCGGCGGCGGCGUUCUGGGAGGUCUGUGGGCGUCCCAAGAGCAAUGCGGUGAGUCGUCGAAGCCGAGCAAUUCGCACUCAAGCUCGCCGCAAGGCCCUCUUCACCUAGCCGGAUCAUCAAGGGGCACCUCCGUCACCGGCGGCGACAGCGUGGAAGACGAAGACGAAGACAAUAAAUCGGAGAGCCGCAGCUGGAAGAGUAGAUCAUCUAAGAGAGAGAGCGAUGUAUAGAAAGCAUACUAGAAGUUUUGCAGAUACAGAUGAGAGAGGACUUAAAUUUGAUCGAUCGUCAGUCAUAAAAUCUUUUAUCAUGUUCAUGUACAAUAAACAUAGGAAAGGAAAGCCCCAUCCCUCUAUCAAAUUUUGCACUUUAUCACAUUCCUCUCCGGCUUCUCUUCAAUCGAAAAUUAUUUCAUCUUCUUCAAA
Molecule: messenger RNA, 1633 nt
Organism: Salvia miltiorrhiza (redroot sage)
Lineage: Eukaryota; Viridiplantae; Streptophyta; Magnoliopsida; Lamiales; Lamiaceae
Product: transcription factor HHO6-like
Exons: 5
Coding region: 281-1438 (385 amino acids)
Biological process (GO): regulation of DNA-templated transcription
Molecular function (GO): DNA-binding transcription factor activity; DNA binding
Source: RefSeq, a predicted model, not a curated record